This is a messenger RNA of Aspergillus tanneri, 597 nucleotides long. RefSeq lists its product as uncharacterized. The record is from RefSeq and is a predicted model, not a curated record. Bases 1 to 597 code for a protein of 198 amino acids. Lineage: Eukaryota; Fungi; Ascomycota; Eurotiomycetes; Eurotiales; Aspergillaceae. The transcript has a single exon.
AUGAAAUCAAUCAUCCUCCUCCUUGCUGUGAGCGCAACCACACUCGCUGCUAGCAUCCCUCGGUCUAGCAUCCCUCAGGACAACCUGCUAUACCCCUACGCCACAUACCGCUACUGGGUCCAAACCGGACAGUUCAAAGAAGAUCCGCAGGAUCAACUGCUGGUCGUGAAAAACGGCAACCCGGCUGACGAAACUACCACCAUCGUCACCUUCGACGUCACCCCCGAUCUGCAGGGCAAGCGAUGCAAGCUGCUCUUCGACUUGUGGGAGCGUGACGUAUCCACUGGCUCUAACCAGACGGACGUUUUCACCGCUACUAAGCCGACGGGCGCGAGUCUGCAGAGCAAGGACAAGGCCGCCGUGCAGGCACUAUCCAGGGAGACCGCGGAGAUGGUCGUCCAAUCGCGUGAUGUGCACACGGGCAGAAUAAAGGUGACGGCCCCUGGCCAGGCGGAGUGGGUUCUUUCUUAUGAUGGGUAUCCCGAGUUUGAUUGUCCUGCCGGGACUAUGGCCGGGUUUGAGUUUGUCGGGGUCUAUGAUGAGGUGGCUAUUAGGUGGGAUAUUGGCGUGACUGGACCCAGGGUACAGGUUUUGUAA